This is a messenger RNA of Colletotrichum truncatum, 537 nucleotides long. The record is from RefSeq and is a predicted model, not a curated record. NCBI's taxonomy places the organism in Eukaryota, Fungi, Ascomycota, Sordariomycetes, Glomerellales, Glomerellaceae.
AUGACACACUUCAGAUGGAUGCCGGCAGACGCGUUUUGGGCAUUCUGCAUGGUUCUCAAUCUCUACCUUACCCUUUGUAGAAGGUAUUCUGUCGAACAGUUGCAGAGUAUGGAAUGGAAAUAUUUCCUAGCAUGCUACGGAAUACCACUACCUACAGCCCUGGCUUUGUGGUUUGCUCCUACGCCGGAUGGCGGUCGUUACUACGGCCCAUCAUUGUUAUGGUGUUCCAUCGCUCAAAAAUGGAACAUCGUCCGAGUUGCUUGCUUCUACGCGCCAGCCGGGUACCUACCCUCUAUGACCAACCGUGUUUACAGCAUUGUACACCCAGACCCGCCUAUCUUUUGGCUUAAUCUAAUGGCAGCAUUUGUAUUGACACUCCAGGGCUUUUGGAACGCGAUGGUUUACCUCGGCACCUCAUGGGCUCUCUGCAGAGAUCAUUUGCUUCAGAAGCUCAGGUACUUGUUGUCGGGGAGGCAACUGCCACGAACGUCCGAUGCAGCACUAUCCACGAUCGAGACCAACAGGCAGAGAGUAUGA